Molecule: messenger RNA, 2376 nt
Organism: Odocoileus virginianus texanus
Lineage: Eukaryota; Metazoa; Chordata; Mammalia; Artiodactyla; Cervidae
Gene: PPID
Product: peptidylprolyl isomerase D
Biological process (GO): protein folding; protein peptidyl-prolyl isomerization
Molecular function (GO): peptidyl-prolyl cis-trans isomerase activity; protein binding
Source: RefSeq, a predicted model, not a curated record
UGGAAUUUGAAAGGAUCAGCACGAGGAACUGAUACAGGAACUCUUCUCACAUUGUACAUAAAGGCAUAUGAAUACGAAAUUUCUUGACAUUUUCAUAUAAACAUUCUCAGGGCCUGACACUGUGAUAAGUGUUGAAGUUAGAAAAAAGAACACCAAAUUCUUGUCUUCGUGGAGUUUAACGGUAGAAGACAGAUGAAUAGGUCAGUAAACAAUUAGAAUAUGAUGAAGUGGUAAGGACCACAGCACCACUCUUUUUCAGAAUUAAGCUUUAUCAAGAAGUGAGUGUGAGGUCAUGCAGCGGAAUCAGAAGCUUGAAUACAGCCCCCUCCGCCAGCCCCGAGGGAAAGCGGGCGAUCUACAAGGCAGCUGAACCAGGAAUCUUCGGCCAGGCCUCCUGCCGCCGUUCACGUGGCCAAGUAGGAGAAUCGAAUUACAGCGUGGCUGCCACCGCACAAGGAUCAGCGACUCGCCGCCGCUAGCUGUGCCGCCAGGCGGGUGCUGAGGGCCACCGUCUCCACCCUCCGACGACCCCCGACGUGAGCAUUUCCAGCCCUGUUUCCCAUACAAACGGAUUUUCAGAGAGCUGGCCCCUCGCCGGAAAGCGGAGCCCCGAGGUGAAACGGGUUGACAGCCUGACAACGCUCUCCCGAAACGCGAGCAACAGGAAUAAAAACAACUGGGCCUGUAGCUUCACUGAACGAGAAAAGAGGGGAAACACGGGUCAGAAAGCAUAGAACCGGCAGCGCCGGCUCAAGCGCCAGCGGACUCCAAGGGCAGCGAAGCCGGAAGUCGGGCCGCGCCGCCGGAAGUUGAGAGGCGGUGCCGGAAAGUCGGCUUCGUCCUCCGGUCCCCAGCCGGAAGCGGCUCACUAGCGCCGCUGUUCUUCGCGGACCUUGUGACUUUAGGGUUCGAGCUUCACGGUGACCACGCGGUGUUACGAGGCGGUCGUACACGCGUCCUCAGGCUACAAUGUCGCAUCCAUCCCCCCAGGCUAAGCCCUCCAACCCCAGUAACCCUCGAGUCUUCUUCGACGUGGACAUCGGAGGGGAGCGAGUUGGUCGAAUUGUCUUAGAAUUGUUUGCAGAUAUUGUACCCAAAACUGCAGAAAAUUUUCGUGCAUUGUGUACAGGAGAAAAAGGCAUUGGACCCACCACUGGGAAACCUCUCCAUUUCAAAGGAUGUCCUUUCCAUAGAAUUAUUAAGAAAUUUAUGAUUCAGGGGGGAGACUUCUCAAAUCAGAAUGGGACAGGUGGAGAAAGCAUUUAUGGUGAAAAAUUUGAAGAUGAAAAUUUCCAUUAUAAGCAUGACAGGGAGGGAUUGCUGAGCAUGGCCAACGCGGGCAGCAACACCAACGGCUCCCAGUUCUUCAUCACCACCGUUCCGACUCCGCACUUGGAUGGGAAGCACGUAGUGUUUGGCCAAGUGAUUAAAGGAAUGGGUGUGGCAAAGAUUCUAGAAAAUGUGGAGGUGAAAGGUGAAAAACCUGCCAAAUUGUGCGUUAUUGCAGAAUGCGGAGAACUGAAAGAAGGGGAUGAUUGGGGAAUAUUUCCAAAGGAUGGAUCUGGUGACAGUCACCCAGAUUUCCCCGAGGAUGCAGAUGUGGAUUUAAAAGAUGUAGAUAAAAUUUUAUUAAUAUCAGAAGACUUAAAAAACAUUGGAAAUACGUUUUUCAAAUCCCAGAAGUGGGAGAUGGCCGUUAAAAAAUACACAAAAGUUUUAAGGUAUGUGGAAGGCUCCAGAGCUGUUGCUGAGGAUGCAGAUGGAGCAAAGCUGCAGCCUGUUGCUCUGAGCUGCGUGCUGAAUAUUGGUGCUUGCAAACUGAAGAUGUCUGAUUGGCAGGGCGCAGUCGAUAGCUGUUUGGAGGCCCUUGAAAUAGACCCAUCAAAUACUAAAGCACUGUACCGUAGAGCCCAAGGAUGGCAAGGAUUAAAAGAAUAUGAUCAAGCAUUGGCUGAUCUUAAGAAAGCUCAGGAGAUCGCACCAGAAGAUAAAGCUAUCCAGGCAGAAUUGCUGAAAGUGAAGCAAAAGAUAAAGGCACAGAAAGAUAAAGAGAAGGCAGCUUAUGCAAAAAUGUUUGCUUGAUGAGGAAUUGAGUUUGGCUUCAGUGUGCGUUGAUUGUAUGAAUGAGGAAGACAGUUGGAAGGCUUGUCUGUUCUGUGUGACCCCUUCUGUGCUCCCUCCGAUGCUUCGGUUCCCCGUGUUUACAGUCCAGGAACAUGGAUAGGGGCUUGUUCUUUAAUACACUAGUGUUACCAACUACAAUGGCGUCGAUUCCCUUUUCAGUGACUCUGCAUUAUUCAAAGCAUAAUGGUGUCUCCAGUUUGUUUUUAAACUCCUAAAGACACAUCGUGUUUGAAUAAACAGACAAAAGCUUGA